This is a messenger RNA of Hevea brasiliensis (rubber tree), 638 nucleotides long. Its product is annotated as heavy metal-associated isoprenylated plant protein 45. Bases 41 to 487 code for a protein of 148 amino acids. The record is from RefSeq and is a predicted model, not a curated record. The transcript has 3 exons. NCBI's taxonomy places the organism in Eukaryota, Viridiplantae, Streptophyta, Magnoliopsida, Malpighiales, Euphorbiaceae. Gene Ontology annotation, molecular function: metal ion binding.
AGGAACAUGUUGAUCUUUUCAGGCGCUUGGCAUUCGCAUCAUGUUUGGAUGGCGGUCUGGGAGUUCAAAACUGUCAAAUGCCUUGUCUAUUGUGGAGCUUUCGGUUCAUAUGGAUUGCGAAGGAUGCAAAAAGAGGAUAAGAAGAGCAAUCUCAAAAAUGAACGGUGUCGAUAGCUUGGAGAUAGACAUGGAUAAGCAAAAGGUAACCGUAACAGGAUAUGUGGACCAGAGAAAGGUCCUCAAGGUUGUGAGGAGAACAGGAAGAAGGGCCGAGUUUUGGCCAUUCCCCUACGACAGUGAAUAUUAUCCUUACGCAUCUCAGUACUUAGAUGAAAGCACCUACACAACUUCCUAUAACUACUACAUGCACGGUUUCAAUGAAAGCGUACAUGGAUACUUUCCAGAUCAAGCAUACUGCACUGUUGAUGAUAAUACAGUUCACCUUUUCAGUGAAGACAACGUUCAUGCCUAUUGUAGCAUUAUGUGAUCUAAAAAACCAUAAAGUUACGUGCCAAAGCUUCUAACUUGGUCAUUUUAAUGCCAGAGAAUAACAGCUAAAAUAUACAAGAAUAUAGCAUAUAGUUAUCGACAUGUCCAAGACAGAUAUUUUACCAUAAUAAUAAGAAAAAUUAAAUUCC